Messenger RNA from Notolabrus celidotus (New Zealand spotty), 375 nucleotides. Its product is annotated as histone H4. Gene Ontology annotation, cellular component: nucleosome. Gene Ontology annotation, biological process: nucleosome assembly. Gene Ontology annotation, molecular function: protein heterodimerization activity; DNA binding; structural constituent of chromatin. Lineage: Eukaryota; Metazoa; Chordata; Actinopteri; Labriformes; Labridae. The record is from RefSeq and is a predicted model, not a curated record. The transcript has a single exon. The coding region runs from base 19 to 330 and encodes 103 amino acids.
UUCCCUAUACAAGCAACGAUGAGUGGAAGAGGUAAAGGAGGCAAAGGUCUCGGUAAAGGAGGCGCCAAGCGGCAUCGCAAGGUUCUCCGUGAUAACAUCCAGGGUAUAACCAAACCAGCAAUCCGCCGUCUGGCUCGCCGAGGUGGAGUGAAGCGUAUCUCCGGACUCAUAUAUGAGGAGACUCGUGGUGUGUUGAAGGUGUUCCUGGAGAACGUAAUCCGUGAUGCCGUCACCUACACUGAGCACGCCAAGAGAAAGACCGUCACUGCCAUGGAUGUGGUGUACGCUCUGAAGAGACAGGGCCGUACUCUCUAUGGCUUCGGAGGUUAAACUCAUAAUCAAAGUUGAUAAACAAAGGCCCUUUUCAGGGCCACC